Molecule: messenger RNA, 644 nt
Organism: Cotesia glomerata
Lineage: Eukaryota; Metazoa; Arthropoda; Insecta; Hymenoptera; Braconidae
Product: coenzyme Q-binding protein COQ10, mitochondrial
Exons: 3
Coding region: 20-604 (194 amino acids)
Biological process (GO): ubiquinone biosynthetic process; cellular respiration
Cellular component (GO): mitochondrion
Molecular function (GO): ubiquinone binding
Source: RefSeq, a predicted model, not a curated record
AAGAUUAUUUAUUUACAAAAUGUAUAGAUACAGGACUAUUUUUUUAAACAAGAAUUUAUUUAAUUGUGUGAAACGUCAUCGACUGGAUUUUAAAAAUUUAUAUUCGACAUGGAAUAAAGACCGAACUAAAGAAUAUGAAGGUCGAAAAUUAAUUGGGUUUUCAAUGGAACAAAUAUUUGACGUGGUUGCAGACGUACAAAAGUACAAAAAUUUUUUGCCAUUUUGUAAAAAAUCCGAAGUGUAUUCUCGCUCCGAGGACAGUUUACGUGCCAAUUUGGUUAUUGGAUUUCCACCGCUGUUAAACGAAAACUAUACGUCAUGUGUGACGAUGCACCGACCGUAUUUUGUAAAAGCGGAAUGCAAAGACGGUAAAUUAUUCAAUCAUCUGAAUACGCUGUGGAUUUUUAGCCCUGGACUGAAAAAUAAUCCACAUACAUGUGUCAUUGAUUUUUCAUUGUCAUUUGAAUUUAAAUCUCUACUACAUUCUAAUUUGUCGAAUCUGGUCUUUAAUGAAAUAGUCCGUCAAAUGGAGAAUGCUUUUAUUAAUGAAGCUCAUCGGCGACACGGGAAACCGUGUAUAAAAACUGUUAGACUAGAAAAAUAAAUGUAAAAAAAAUUCUUCAAUAUACUUAAAUUAUUAUCAA